Cryptotermes secundus is the source of this 3220-nucleotide messenger RNA. Its product is annotated as zinc finger protein 184. Gene Ontology annotation, molecular function: DNA-binding transcription factor activity, RNA polymerase II-specific; RNA polymerase II transcription regulatory region sequence-specific DNA binding; zinc ion binding. Gene Ontology annotation, cellular component: nucleus. The coding region runs from base 174 to 2816 and encodes 880 amino acids. Gene Ontology annotation, biological process: regulation of transcription by RNA polymerase II. The transcript is spliced from 4 exons. Lineage: Eukaryota; Metazoa; Arthropoda; Insecta; Blattodea; Kalotermitidae. The record is from RefSeq and is a predicted model, not a curated record.
GAGAUGUCUGUAGGAUGUUUUGUGUGACCGGUUGUGCUGUAGGAAGCGGGGUUUGUUUUUUGAUGCAGCAGUGUUUUUGAAAGAUGUAUUAUAUUAUAGUUGUAUAUGUUUGUUUAACGAAGUAAUGUUUAAUCGUAUUCAUGACGUAAAAUUCUGCCGAGUAACAGUUUGCUAUGGAUAACAGGAAUGUUAUUGUCAAAUGGACAAAUUGUUGCCGUUUAUGUCUUCUUGAUGAUGGCAUUAAAUUGCAUAUAUUUGAAGAAGAAGGGAUCCAAAGACAAGUUGCACGCAAAAUAGAGACAUGUUUUCCGAUUUUGAUAUAUGUCGGAGAUCCACUGCCAAAGAUGAUCUGUCAUAAAUGCCUCUAUAAAUUGGACACAGUGUAUGAUUUUCGUCUUAGAUGUCUUGAAGCCAAUACUACUCUGAAGACACAGUUAUUGACCCUGACGCAUAUCACCGAGGUGAAGCAGUAUCUGAAUACUUUAGAAUCGGCUUCAUAUGUGAGAAAGGAGGCAACAGAGAAGCCAUUACACACUGAUACUGCAUCACCUGUCAGUAGGCAGGUGAAACCACCUGAGCCUGUGAUCCCUAGCAGUAAGGUAGCAGUUACAGAAGAAAAAGUGGGGCCUGUACAACUUGACAGCAGUUCAGAAAAUGUGUUUCAAGAGGUAUUUCUGGCAGACUGCUCAAGUGAUGUUUUUUUCCCUGAGCAAAGUCCUGAUGAGAAUGUGCAAAGAAAUGAAAAUGGAAAUAAUUUGGCCAAACCACUCAGAAGAGAACAGACUGUGUCUGUAGCUCCUGUUGAUACGUGUGCAUCCUUUCCUGCUGUGAAGAUAAAGCAGGAACCCCAGGAUGACACCAUGAAAGAUCAUCCUCAAGAUGAAUUUGGAGAACCCAGGAACCCAGUCAAGUCACAACCAUCCCUACCAAGAAAUGAUGCUCUGCCCCGAGCAGAUUUGGAACCUCUGCAUGUAAAUCUGGAGAAGGUGAAACAGGAGAAGGUGGACACAGCAGACAUAGAAUGUUCAAAGUGCAAAAUCAGGUUCCAAGAUAACGGACAACUGCAGAAGCAUGUGUGUUCAGUGUCGCAGUGGAGUUGUGAGCACUGCAACAAGUACUUCAAGUCAAAAGAUACGCUUUACAAACAUAAAAAGUACUUCUGUCCCAAGAAGAAGAACAGCUGUAUUUGCAAGGGCUGUGGUAAGCUGUUCAGUUCUUUGAUUGAAAUGGCACAGCAUCAGAAGGUGCAUCUCCGAGUCUGUGUCUCUCUUCAAGAGGAGAACCUGUUUACAUGUACUGUGUGCAGAAAGAAAUUUGCAGCAAGAUCCAUGUUGGAGAUGCACAAGAAAUCGCACUCUUCUGUGAACUUUUAUAUGAACCAAACUGAAGGUGUUUCAGUAGGAAAGGUCCUGGUUAAAAAAUUCAAAUGUCAGUAUUGUCCAAAAUGCUAUACAAGAAGAGAUAAAUUAAGAACUCACAUGAAAUCUCAUUUUGUGGGAGAGAAGCCUAACAACAUGCCUGAAGGGUCUGUGGAAAGCAAACAGACAAACACUAGUGAUGCAGUGCCUCAGUCAUCAAAGAAGUGCAGCUGUAAGUACUGUGAAUAUGUCUGUGAUGAUUCCGCAGCUUUGUGGCUGCACAUGCUACAACAGCAUUCUUCUGAAAAGGCAUACAAAUGCAAUAAAUGUGGCAGAGGUUUCAGUCACCUGCAUGCCUAUUCUAAUCACAAGAAAACACACAAUGCCAAGAUACGCUGUAGGGUGUGUGAAAAACCAUACUCAUCAAGCAAAGCAUUGCGAGAGCACGAGUACAGCAAACACAGCAUUCAGAAGGCUCCACACCACUGUAGACUGUGCACAGAGAGCUUUGUGACACGGUCAGCACUCCUUAUUCAUGGCAGGAUUCAUCACACAAAAGGUAAAAAUGAUGCCCCUCUGUUGAAAGAAGCAGAGAUAAAGGUUGGGACACUUCCAUGUAGCCUCUGCAGUGAGCGGUUUCCAAGCCCAGUAACCCUUGUAGCACACAUGCAGACUCAUAUUGGCUUGGGGAUGGGGAACAGGGAUGUGAGAAAUGAGAACAUAGGUAAUCUGGACCUGGGGUCUCAGCCCCAGAGCAGCCGUGAGAAAGAGGAGGAACAUCUGCCUUUGACAUGUAAAAUUUGCUUCAGACUUUUCAGUAAUAAGGGUGGUUUGCAGCGUCAUAUAAAGAUACAUGCUACAGGAAAGCAUGUGUUCUAUCCCUGCAAAGUAUGCGGAAAGAAGUUUGUAUCACAAUCUACGUAUGAAGCCCAUGCGGCCACACACAUGGUCUCAAAAUCAUUUCAUUGCCAUCACUGUAAUAAAAUAUUCUUCAGGGAGGAAGCGUUUAAGUGUCACAUAUGUGAGAAUGCUGAGAAGCAGGCAUGCUUGACAUGUGGCAUUCUGUUGACAGAAGAACAGCACUUGAAUCAUGUUUGUGAAGGCAGCAUUUUGAAGAGUUCAGAGUUGCUGGUGAGGUGCACCGUCUGUCCCGCGGUAUUCAGUUCCACAAAGGCACGGAACAAUCACAUGAGGAUCCAUGGGAGGCAGCUCAUGCUUACAUCAUCACUCCCAGCAAAUUUGAAGAGCAUGUUUGUUAAAAUGAGCAACGGCUUGUAUAAGUGUAACAUUUGUAGCAAGUUGACAACAACCCAACAAGGUGCAGCAGGACAUUCUAGGUGGCAUACUUGUCCGCAGCCACUGAAACAAUACCAUUGCCCUUUCUGUAACCGCAAAUACACUACAGAGACUGGACUUUACACCCACAUCACUGCCGAACACCCAGAGAUGCCAGGUUAGAGAUACAGCAGGGCACAGAACGGAGCAUUCAUCAUUCUUACAUAAGUGUGGAACCAGCUGGGGUCCCACAGGAGCAAGUCUGUCUUCAUUUUUACCUUGCCACGAAUUUCACAAUAUAAAAUUAUGGAGACCUACCUGGAUUUCUGGUAGAAUUAGUGUCCUUCUGAUGGGAUUCUUUGAUUUGUCAAAACCAAAUGCUUGCUUUGUUACAAGCUUCACUGCAAAAUAUUGGCACUAUGUCCUGUCAUAUCAUAGCAAAUGUUGGGUGUCCUGCAUUGCGUAUUCAGUUUUAUUGGACAUGGUUUCUAGUCAACUGUAGAACAAGAACAAGUACCUCUUUGAUAUUAGAAACUGAAAGUUCAAUGCUGACUUUUUGACCACAUUCUGCUCAUGUUCAUUCCAUU